Molecule: messenger RNA, 3132 nt
Organism: Neomonachus schauinslandi (Hawaiian monk seal)
Lineage: Eukaryota; Metazoa; Chordata; Mammalia; Carnivora; Phocidae
Gene: TMEM214
Product: transmembrane protein 214
Exons: 17
Coding region: 44-2107 (687 amino acids)
Cellular component (GO): Golgi apparatus; endoplasmic reticulum
Source: RefSeq, a predicted model, not a curated record
CCGGAAAGCCAGGGGAGGUGGCAGUGACGGGAGGGUCGGAGCCAUGGCAGCCAAGGCGGCUGGUGGGGGGCGCUGGGAGGUGGUGAAGAAGGGGAGGCGGCCCGGGGCUGGCGGCAAUGGUAGAAGCGGCGGAGGGGACCGCCGGGCUCUCGGGGAGGCGAACGGUGUGUGGAAAUACGACCUGACCCCUCCAAUCCAGACGACAAGCACCCUUUACGAGCGGGGCUUUGAGAGAAUCCUGAAGCGGCAGAAUAAGGAGCAAGUUCCACCCCCUUCUGUGGAGCCUAAGAAACCAGGGAACAAGAAGCAGACUAAGAAGGUGGCAACCAUCACCAGCCAAAACCAGAAGCAGGGUCGCUUCCGCAGCCUGGAAGAGGCACUGAAAGCUCUGGACGUAGCAGCUCUGCAGAAGGAACUGGACAAGAGCCAGAGCGUGUUCUCUGGGAACCCAUCCGUGUGGUUGAAGGACCUGGCCAGCUAUCUCAACUACAAGCUCCAAGCGCCUCUAAGUGAACCCACACUAAGCCAGCAUACGCACGAUUAUCCCUACAGUCUGGUAAGCCGGGAGCUGCGUGGGAUCAUCCGAGGGCUGCUGGCCAAGGCAGCGGGGUCUCUGGAGCUCUUUUUUGACCACUGUCUGUUUACGAUGCUGCAAGAGCUGGAUAAGACACCAGGGGAGUCACUACAUGGUUACCGCAUCUGUAUCCAAGCCGUUCUGCAAGACAAGCCCAAGAUUGCCACCAUGAACCUGGGCAAGUUCCUGGAACUGCUGAGGUCUCAUCAGAGCCGACCAGCAAAGUGUCUGACCAUCAUGUGGGCCCUGGGUCAAGCAGGUUUUACCAGCCUCACUGAAGGACUGAAAGUGUGGCUAGGGAUCAUGCUGCCUGUGCUGGGCAUCAAGUCUCUGUCUCCCUUCGCCAUCGCAUACUUGGAUCGGCUGCUCCUGAUGCACCCCAACCUCACCAAAGGCUUUGGCAUGAUUGGCCCCAAGGACUUCUUCCCACUUCUGGAUUUUGCCUACAUGCCCAACAACUCCCUGACACCCAGCCUACAGGAGCAGCUGUGUCAGCUCUACCCCCGACUGAAGGUGCUGGCAUUUGGGGCAAAGCCAGAAUCCAGCCUGCAUACGUACUUCCCCUCCUUCCUGUCCAGAGCCACCCCUAGCUGCCCUCCUGAGAUGAAGAAAGAGCUCCUGAGCAGCCUGACCGAGUGCCUGACGGUGGACGCCCUCAGCGCCAGUGUCUGGAGGCAGCUGUACCCCAAGCACUUGUCACAGUCCAGCCUGCUGCUGGAGCACCUGCUCAGGUCCUGGGAGCAGAUUCCCAAAAAGACGCAGAAGUCUUUGCGAGAAGCCAUCCAGGCCUUCAAGCUGACCAACCAGGAGCUGCUAAGGAAGGGCAGCUGCAGCGGUCAGGACGCCGCCGCCUGCGACAUGGCCUGCAAGGGCCUGUUGCAGCAGGCGCGGGGCUACCGGCUGCCCUGGACACGGCUACUCCUGUUGGUGCUGAUCUUUCUCGUCGGUUUCCUGUGCCAUGACUUCCAGUCGCACAGCUCUUUCCAGGCCUCCCUCUCUGGCCGGUUGCUUCGAUCAUCUGGGUUCUUGCCUGCUGGCCAGCAAGUGUGUGCCGGGGUCUACUCCUACAGCCUGCGGGGCUACCGCUGGCUAGAGGAGACAUUGCCGGCCUGGGGCUCCCACCUGCUGGCUGUGGUGAGGCCCGGUUUGCAGCUGGCCUGGGCCCACACCAGCGCCACCGUCAGCGUUCUUUCUGCCUGCUGUGCCUCCCACCUUGCCUGGAUUGGUGACAGCCUCACCAGCCUCUCGCAGAGACUUCAGAUCCAGCUCCCUGCUACCCUGAUGCAGCUGCUGCAGUCUCUGAGGGAGCUGCUCACGCUUCUUCACCAGAACGUGCUGCUGUCGUGGUGGCGCAUGCUGCUGGAGGCCCUGGCCCGGGCCCAGGAGCACUGCCACGAGGCGUGCAGAGGUGAAGUGACCUGGGACUGCGUGAAGACACAGCUCGGUGAGGCUGCCCACGGGGCCUGGCUCCGCCUGCAGGACGUCACCAUGGCUUUCUUGGACUGGGCACUUGCCACGAUCUCCCAGCACUAGGUCCUGCCCGCCUCGCCCCCGGUGCUGUCUGGGGCUGGCCGUCUGAGACUGCUGGCGGGUAGAGGACCGAGAGGCAGUUCUGCGUAGGCCGCUUUUUUACUUGGUGCCUGAGUUCUGUCUCCUAGCGACUGGCCGGUGGCCUCGGCCUCAGUUCCUCCCUCUUCGGUGGGGACUGAGCCCAGGGAUCUCUCAGCCUCCUACCCCUGAUCUCACUGAACGUUUGUCUGGCCCUAUUGCAUGUAGCUCCCAACCUCUGUCCUCGGGCUGCUAAACUCCGUCACCCCCUCUCGUCUCCUGCUCUCCACUUCCUUCCAUCUCAUUCCCGAAGCCCCAGAGAGCUCAUCUCCAGAACGGUGGGAUUCCACUGAGUGACAACUGCAUUCUUCUGAGGAAGGAUUCCUGCUCCUAGACUCUAGCCCCAGUGGAACAAGGAAAGAGGCCUCCGGAAGAACGUCGCACCACAGUGGGCGACAACAGCUUCACCUCAGCCCACAGCCUGGGCAUGCCUGUCACUGGACGUGAGGGCUGGGCGGAAAGGCCUCUCACCUCCGGAUGCCCGACUGCAGUCUUUUGAGGCCUCUCACUGCCCCCUCUGUCACGGUCCUACUUCUUUACUUUCCACUCCCCUUCAGGGCUGGGGGACUGUGCCUCAGGGUUCAGCUGUUCCCCAUUGCCUAGCCCUACACCAUCUGUCUGGAGAGCAAAGCCCAAGUAGUUGUGUGCCUCGGGCGCGGUGAACCUUCCAGCAGCCUGUUGAGACAGGAGGCAGCAUAUGGCUCCUCGGUACGCCUACUAGGUGGAAUAAAGGACACAGAUUUGAUUUCCAGCUUUCCUUUCCGCAUCCUCAUAUAGGAAUUCCCAUAGUUGUGACCAGGACAACAAAAUACCGGGCACGCACAUGUUCUCCUUUGGCCCCCUGCCUCCUGCGGGUUGUAGCCACUGGCUGCAGUUGAGCUUCUGGCAGGGAAAGUUCACACCCAUCAUUCUCAACUUUGGCCUAUUGAGGAUUCCAGACACUCCUUUUG